This is a messenger RNA of Neofelis nebulosa (Clouded leopard), 1144 nucleotides long. Its product is annotated as piwi-like protein 3. The transcript has 5 exons. The coding region runs from base 785 to 1114 and encodes 109 amino acids. NCBI's taxonomy places the organism in Eukaryota, Metazoa, Chordata, Mammalia, Carnivora, Felidae. Gene Ontology annotation, molecular function: protein binding; RNA binding. The record is from RefSeq and is a predicted model, not a curated record.
CAGGCUCUGCACUGUCAGCACAGAGUCUGAUGUGGGGCUCGAACCCACGAACCAUGAGAUCAUGACCUGAGCUGAAGUCAGACACUUGACCAACUGAGCCACCCAGGUGUCCUGUGAGUCUGCUAUUUAAAAACCUAUCCAACCACUUUGAGAACUUUUUCCCCCCAUAAGAGAUGGUCCUAUAGUUUUUGAAUCAAUAAACAUUAAAGGUCAGAGGCAGAAAUAGCAUGGGAAUGGUGAGAAUCCAUCCACACUUUUCUCAUCUGGCUAUACAGCAUGAGAGAAAGAUAAGUUUCAGUUGUAGAUUUUGCUGUUCUUGUGAUUCCUGAUGUUGAUCCAGUCACCUGCUCUGAACCCUCUCUCACAUGUAACAGAAUAUGCUCCUUCCAAAUUUCUUUUCCCUUGCUUUGUGUCUAACUAUUUUUAACAAUCAGGGCUUAAUUAUCAUCCAUUAGCAAAUGUCCACUUGACGGAAGUGUUUUACUUCUAACCUUCUUCUAGACCAGACAUUUUAAGCUGAAGAGCGUGGAUGUAAAGCUGCUUGGCCAGCAUCAUCGUAGGAGUCCUCAACUUUAUUCCUGCUUUCCAAUUUCAAAAUUCACUACAAAGCUCUAGGAAUUAGGACAGUGGGAUACUGCAAGAGUUUCAAGACCGCUUUCUUGGGGUAGGAAUACUCGUUUCCUCAAAUAUUGCUGGGACCACUGGAUAUCCACCUGGCCGUUCCUCACAGAAGAUACAAAAUUAACUCCAAUUUAUCCCCAAAAUUAACUAAAAAUAGACCUAAAUGUAUAACAAUAGAACCUAUCGAGUGGAUGCUAUUAAUUGGGAGGAGACUCCCAGAAGUACGUUUAAGAAAUCAGGUGGUGAGGAAAUCACCUUCAUAGACUACUACAAGGAGCAACAUGGUCUAGUGGUCACUGCCCUAACUCAGCCACUUUUGGUCAGCAAAGGCAAAUGGAAAAAGAGCCAACAGGACACGCCCCAUGAGCCUAUAAUGCUGGUUCCCGAGCUGUGCUACCUGACAGGUCUAACAGAUGAACUGCAUAAAGACUACAGAGUGAAGAGAGACAUGGCUGUGCAUACAAGGUUGGAUCCAGAAAAAAAGGCAGCAUGAAUUACAAAGAUUCACGAAUAUUGGACAAAA